AUGUCUACUAGUAAAGAAAUUCAACAUCCUCCAACAAAAGAUUGUAUUAGUCGACUUCGAAAAGAAUUUUUAGAGAUUAAUAAGAAUCCUGUAGAGAAUAUAGUGGUAUGUCCACACCCAGAAAAUAUAUUGGAAUGGCAUUAUGUAAUAUUAGGACCCGAAAAUACUGUAUAUGAAAGUGGCUUGUAUUAUGGUAAAUUGAUUUUCAAAUACAACUAUCCUUUAUCUCCCCCAUCCAUCAUUAUGACUACUCCUUCUGGUAGAUUUCAAACUGAUACUCGUUUAUGUCUUUCAAUUAGUGAUUAUCAUCCAGAAUCAUGGUCACCAUCAUGGACAGUUUCUUCAAUUUUAAUUGGUUUAUUAUCAUUUAUGGUAGACAAUGAUUCAACUCUUGGUAGCAUAACAACCACCAAUGACGAAAAAAGAAUACUUGCAUCAAAAUCUGCCGAAUAUAAUAAGAAAAUAGAUACUUUCUGCCAACUUUUCCCUUAUUUGGUCGAAUAA
Cavenderia fasciculata is the source of this 504-nucleotide messenger RNA. RefSeq lists its product as uncharacterized. The record is from RefSeq and is a predicted model, not a curated record. NCBI's taxonomy places the organism in Eukaryota, Evosea, Eumycetozoa, Acytosteliales, Cavenderiaceae. The transcript has 3 exons. The coding region runs from base 1 to 504 and encodes 167 amino acids.